Molecule: messenger RNA, 2571 nt
Organism: Dentiscutata erythropus
Lineage: Eukaryota; Fungi; Glomeromycota; Glomeromycetes; Diversisporales; Gigasporaceae
Source: the annotation of a GenBank genome assembly
AUGGAAGAAAACCCUUCCUCUAGUGCAAGUAGAGUUACUCGUAGCAGGACAGGUACGGGUAAACACCAAGAGUCUCUUAACAAAGGAGCAAGACAUGACUCACUUAAGAAGGAUAAACCCUUAAAGUCUGACAAUCAAACAGCAGAAGAACAACAACAAUUUUUGACAGUAAAAUAUAAUAAAGGUAAAAGGAACUUAAGUUAUGAAAGUGACGAAGAAAGUAGUGGAAUUCAAGAAAAUAAAAAUGAGGGAAAUAUGAACGAAGAUAAUGGAGAAGACGACACUCAAUCAAUUCAUUCAAAUAAUAGUAAUAUUUCAGAACACCCAAUUUGGAGACAAAAUCUCGGACUUAAAAGAUAUAAAGUAAGAGCAUUGGUAAAAGAUUUUUUGGAAAAAAGUAUCGGACAAAAAUUAGCUUGGAUUACUAAAGAAUUAAAAGGAAAAAUAGAAUAUACUUUUAUUAAAGUAGAAUAUAGGAAAAAAACUAAAGGCAGUUAUAUUGCAAUUUAUUUUAAUAAAAAGGAGAAACUUAAAAAAGCUCUAGACCUUGAAUUUAUCAAUGGAGACAAAGAAAAAUUCAAAUUGAAAGAAAAGUCACUCAAUAUAUGUAUCAUUAACGCAAACAAUAUGCAGAGAUACACAAUAAUCUGGAAUUUACCUGUUAGUAUAAAAAAGAAUGAGCUUAAAACAGAAUUGGAACACAGAUAUGGUAAAGUGGAAUCGAUCAGCACUGUACUUGGAGAAAUGUGGCAAAAAGCAUAUGUUACAUUUGUAGAUCCAGAAGAUGCUAGAAAUUUUAUCAAAUCAUGGUCACAAAUUAUUGGUGAAGAUAUUGUUAGGGUAACGCCACCAGGUGUAACAACUUCACAAUUGAAAGAAAGAGGAGAAUAUGCUGUCAGGGCUCUGGGUAUUCCUCCAGGAAUGAACCCAGCAGAAUUAUAUAAUGAAUUCAAAAAAAUAGGUGCUAUGACUUGUUACGUUCCUAGAAAUGCUUUUUAUGCGAGAAAAAGGAUGGCUAUUUUAUCAUUUGAAUCAGAAGAAAUAAAAACAGGUGCUAUAGGUUAUAAAUGGGAAACAGAAGACUUCACUGUCGAAUUAAUGGAUAUGAAUGUAAAAGCAUGUCACAGAUGUUAUGAUAUUACACAUCUAGCAAAAGAUUGUCCAGUCACUCAAAAAACAAAUGAAAGAAACAUAGCCUUACAACAAAGAAUGGAUAAAUUUGGAAAAGUAUGGAAACGACACAACCCGUCGGCGUACAACAGAAUACAAAAAAGAUUGGAUCCUUCAUACGUGGGAGUACUAAAAACUAAUAUUAACAGGUCUCAUCAACAAGUCAGAUACAUCAACAAAGAAACAAAUACUCAACAAAUAGACUUAUUCACUACUCAAUUAACAAAUCUACAACAAACGAUGGAAAAUGCUAUAGAAUUAUUAAACAACUUAACUAAAAGAAUGGAACAAGCUUAUAAUAAUAAUAUUGGAUCUGGAGUUGGCAUUAUGAUAAAAUCAAAUAUAGCUAAACACGUAUAUAAAAUAGAUAAAUUCGAAGGACACGGUAUAUGUAUUCUUUUAUCAUUUAAAGGAAGGGUAGUUUUUCAAAUUAUCGGAAUCUAUGCAUCAAACAAAUAUUCGUCAAAUAAUAUCAUAUUAAGAAAACUAAAACCUUGGUUAUAUAAUCACAUCUCACAAGCUUUAUCAAACAAUUGGAUCUCAAUAAUCAUGGGAGACUGGAAUGCCACCUCUGACCCAAGCAAAGAUAGAUUCCCUGUAAAAACUAAAACAUCGCCAGAAAGCAACUUACUCCAAUCAAUUAUUUGGAGUGAAUAUACGGACACAUAUAGACAUCAUAAUGGGGAUAAACAGGAAUAUACUUUUUAUCAAAGUUUUAAGGAAAAAAUCAGAAGUAAAAGUCGUAUUGACUUAAUUUGGAUACAUCAAUCACAUGAGGAACUUAUCAUGGAUGCGGAUAUAGACGAUAUGACUUUGAUAGCAAAUAGCGAUCAUUUUUGUGCACACGUGACAUUAGACGUGAGUAAAUAUUGUGAUGGUACUAGUUAUAAGAAGUAUAAAAGGGUAAACUACAGAACUCCUCGACUUUGGAAUUUGAAAAUGACGGAUAAAGAAAACUGGGAGAAAUUCACACAGGAGACAGAAGAUGCUUGGGAAAAACAAUUGCAGUUGAGAACAAACUUAAAAUUAGUUGAAGAUAUAUGGCAAAAAAUCAAAUCCACAAUAAUAAAUGUAGGAAACAAAAAUUUACCAAAAGCUAAGGAACCAAGAAAUCGCAGUAAAAUAGAAAGUACAAAUAAUAUGAAUGCGCAAAAAUUAGUAACCAUAGAAACAAUGAAAAAUAAAUUAACAAACAAAUACGAAUUAAAUAUUCAAUCUUUCCCCUCAGCAGGAUUACCAAAGGAAAAAUUGGAAUGGGUCAAUAAUAUAAAGAAAUUAUGGAUAACCAUAAGAAAACUAAUUAAACGAGAAUUAAUAAGGGAAAAGAAAAAAGAAAUCAAACAUAAGAUUGAAUUACGUCAAGAAUUUCUAAGCACUAAACCAAAACACAUGAUUGACAAA